Messenger RNA from Bacillus rossius redtenbacheri, 1014 nucleotides. RefSeq names its product transmembrane protein 170A. The transcript is spliced from 4 exons. The record is from RefSeq and is a predicted model, not a curated record. Lineage: Eukaryota; Metazoa; Arthropoda; Insecta; Phasmatodea; Bacillidae. Bases 310 to 705 code for a protein of 131 amino acids.
AUAGCAGACGACUCGAGACGAAUCAGCUGUUGUAAAGUUACAAACAAUUUUAGGCCUUUGGUUGAAAAUUCCGUAAGGGGUUAUUGAAGAAUAAAUGUAUGAUACUUACUAAAAUGUGGUCUUGAUGAGAAAUUAGCGCAUAAUGAAUCUUUUCUCAAGAUUGAAAAUGAAAUAUUUAAUGUAACUUGCACAGAUAUAGUAUUAUCUGCUCAUUUUGAAUAGGUUUGUUCAGCUGAAAGAAGCUGACGCCGGCGCGACGGCGCACAAGUGCAUGGCACGGUGGCGCGGCCUCGCGUGCUGACCCCCAUCAUGUCCGAUGGAGGGCCAGACCUGCCGGAUGUCCUCCAGAACGCAACCACUCCUGCAGCUGGGCCAGCCUCCGGCUACCUGAACACUUUCGGAGAGAUGUGGUACCAGAUGUUCCUGUGGGCGCUGUUCUCCUCGCUGUUCGUGCAUGCACUGGCUGCAGCGAUUGCCUUCGCCACGCUGCGCAAGCACAGGUUUGGCAAGUUCUUCCCAGUGUUUAUCCUGGUGAUGGGCGUGCUGCCUCCGCUCACAUCCGGCGUGGUGAGCUGCGCGGUGGUUGCCCUGGUCUACAAGGCCUCCAACAUCGUGAUGGCGCCCCUGUACGCCCUGUUCUGGGGCGUGGGCCAGACCGUGGUGGCAGCCUGCGUCGGCUUCACCCGCAUCCUGGCCACCCUGUAGCAGGCCUGCGUUGCCACUCUCUCUUGGCCACCGUGUAGCAAGCCUGUGCGUGACAGACUCUCUUGUCGAGCUGGAUGCUCUUGUUGAACCAACACUGCGUGCAUUACAGGUAGCAUUCGCUACUUGCUUGAGUUGACUCGACUGCAUGCACAUUACGGUGGUUACGGUGUGUACUUACCUUCGUAAUGAGCGUUUGCAGAAUUUGUUAGUGUUAUGUUUCAGCCAAAGUGAAAUGUAAAGUUUCAAGAAAAUGUAGCACGCAUGUGAUCAGAAGCCAAUUUUUUUCAAUAAAAUUUAUUAUGAAUUGGA